Calypte anna (Anna's hummingbird) is the source of this 4792-nucleotide messenger RNA. It is a transcript of the gene PODXL, whose product is annotated as podocalyxin like. Gene Ontology annotation, cellular component: apical plasma membrane; microvillus membrane. NCBI's taxonomy places the organism in Eukaryota, Metazoa, Chordata, Aves, Apodiformes, Trochilidae. Gene Ontology annotation, biological process: cell migration; regulation of microvillus assembly; negative regulation of cell-cell adhesion. The record is from RefSeq and is a predicted model, not a curated record.
CCCCCCCGGGCAGAAAGCGCCGGCAGCCGCGGCGGGGACGGCCGCGCCGAGGGGACCAUGAGGGCUCCGCUGCUGCUGCCGCUGCUCCCGUUGCUACUCAGCGGUGUCAGCUCUCAGGAUGCUGCAACAACAACCGUCUCAAGCCCAGGAGAAACGAAGAUCAUCACAACCAUGGACACCAGCAAGGUGCAGGUGGCCAACCCUACAACCCCUGUAGGGAAAGCACCAACCACCCUUGCCACCUCACUUCCCACAACUGAAAUGACCACCAAACUGGGAAACCCAUCAUCUUCCUUUCUGCAUCCCAGCACUGCUCAGGGGACCACCCCUACAACCAACCCAACUGGGACAUCAUCUGCAGUAGUUCAAGGCACAACCUCCAUGAACAACCCAGGAAACCCACAACCCACCACCCCAUCACCCCAGCAGCAGCUCAGUUCUUCACCCAGCUCAUCAACAUCUAUCAGUGCUGCAACCUCCAGGGAGUCCCAGCAGAAAGUUACCAUCACCUCUCCAGCCAUCACGGGAAGCACGGCAGCAGCCACGGCAGCAAAUCCCAUCCCCACUCGUGUAAGCAGCCCUCAAGCCACCUCAAGAGGCUUAGGGACCACUGUCUCAUCCUCUCCCAGUGUGGGAGCUCAGGGAAACCAGCCCUCAAACCAGCCAACCAGCACCACUGGGAGCACUGGAGUCUCAGUGAGCAGCAUUUCUCCUGGGUUCAAGGACUACAGUGCCUCUUCUCCCACAUCUGCUGCCAAGCAGCCUCACUCUUCUCCCAGUUCACCAGUCCAGGGACUGGUUUCUUCUACCACACCUGGAAGCAUUGGCACUUCUGUUACUCCUUUUGGGAAACCCAUCUCCCCCACCACUUCACAAUCUGGCAUCAGCAGUGUCUCAGCGGCAGCCACCACGUCGACCCUUGGAGCAGGCCAGGACACUGGAUCAGUGCCAACCAAAUCCCCAAGUGGUGACCAGAAGAGCCCUGCCAGUGCACAGCCAUCAGCCCCAGGGGACCAGACAGCAAGCAGCCAUCCUGGCCACCAGCACCUUAACACUUCUUUCCAGAAUGAGGUCAUCUGUAAAGACCAGGUGCAAAAUAAUUCACCCACCUUGUAUCUGAAAGAAGCAAAAACCUGUGAUGAGUGGAGGGCUGCCAGCAUCACAUCUCCUUCUUUGAAGCUUUCUGCUCAACGGGCCAGCCACACCUUCAAUGCUUCAAGGCGGAACACAUGUCACACAGCACUGGCCGUGCAGGCAGUCAUCCACAUCCCUUGGACCCUGAAAAAGUCCUCGAGGAGCUUGAAGGAGAAGAAGGAGAAGUUAGAUGAGCUUGGCAUUGCCAACAUCACCUCUGACAAAAUGGAGAAGGAGAUGGUGAUCACUGAUGAGUUCAGCACCCUCUGAUUCAUCACCAUUGUCACCCUGGCUGGCUCCCUGCUCCUGGUUGCAGCCAUCUAUGGCUGCUGCCACCAGCGCUUCUCCCAAAAGAAGGACCAGCACAUCCACCCUGAUCUCCCCGGGUUUGAUGAUGGACAUGUGGCCCUGAUCUUUAAUCAGCGCCUGACGGAGGAGCUGCAGACGAUGGAGAACGGGUACCACGACAACCCACGCUGGAAGGUGAUGGAGACCUCCUCUGAGAUGCAGGAGAAGAAGGUGAACCUCAACGGGGAGCUGGGGGACAGCUGGAUCGUUCCUCUUGACACCCUCAUGAAGGAGGACCUGGAGGAAGAGGAGGACACGCAUUUAUAAGAUACUGAGCUCCAUCAAGCAAGAAAACAACCACCACUUCCCUCCCCCCUCCCCCCCCCCAAAAAAACAUCAAAAAAACACCAUAACCCCCUACAACACAACUCCAAAACAAGGCAAAAUUCCCCAACAGCACCCUGAAGAUCCCUGAUGAACUAAAUCACAGCCCCUUGUGUCACCAUGUGGGUGCAGGAUGGAAGAAGAAGGGCAUAAGAGGACACCUCUGGGGCACGUUGUCAACACAAGCCUCCACAGUGGGGCUGCUUCUGAAAGAGCUCCCUCCACCACCCAGGAGUGCUCAGCAGGACCUACCACCCCACACCUUGACCACCAGUGGGGCAAACAGGGUGGCUGUGCUUCCAAAAGCUGCUGGUGUUUUUCCUCUGAGCUUGUCCCCUCCCGACCUGCAGCCUGACAACACCAACUGCAGCCUCCAGCUAUCAAGCAACUAAAACAAAAAACAAGCAAACAAAAUUUUAAAAAUCAAAUGAAUAAAAUGAAAUAAAUGUAAAUGGGAUGGGAGAGGGAGCACAACUCCCAACAGCAAACCAGCACCUGGGCAAUUAGAGCUAGAAAAUCCUCUGGCCCACACGGUUUUAGUCAUCGCUCUGCCCUCCCCGACACGAAACGCCCAGGUAUUUGAGCAGAAAAAAAGCUGGAACAGCCUGUUCCUUGGGAAUCCAGUUUCCAGUUUCCUCCCCAUAAACUGCUUGGCUAAAAGGCACAAGAGCCCCACGUUGUGCCCCCAGGCAAACCAAAGCAUCCAGACCCAGCUGGACGGGGGGUGUGACAGCACCAAGUGAUGCUCGGUCCUGUGUCCCAAGGGACUGCAGGAUGGAUCCUGCUUCCUGGCUGGAAAGCAGGAGAGGUGCAGCAAGCUUCUUGCAUUGAUGCAAAGGGGAGGGAGAGGAAAAGGAGUCAUUUCUUGAGUUCUUUCCUCCCAGGAAAGAUGUGAUGAGCCCAGGCAUGAAGUUGGGGAUUUUAUGGGGCAGGAGCUGAGCUCCGGUGCAGCCCAGCUCUGGUGCUGCAUUUCCCUGCAGGAGUUUUAAUUGCCUUCCAGUAAUUAUGCAGCAUCUCACAGCCCACUUCCAAGUCUCCCCUGAGGGAGGGUUUGUGGGUUGUUUUUUUUUUGUGGUCAUGUUUUCCUGCAAGAGCAGCAGAAGGGAGAAAAGAGCAACAGAAGCAGGAGCCAGGUAGUUGGGUGGGAUUCAGGUUUUCCCAUCGGUACAGCCCUUGGUGUUUCCUCCCCACAGGAGGUCUGUAAGCUCAAUCCACAUCCUCAAGCUUUCCUUCAAAAGGAGGAAAAUAGCUGAAAACCUCUGGAAAAAAAAAAUUCCAGCUCAGCAGCAAGGCUGGGACUGAACUUUGCCUCACAGCCCUUGGUCUCCUGGCCAGGUCUCCUGUCACUGUUAAGUCUUUGGAGGAGGGAAAAAAUAAAAAAGCAGGAGCAGAAAGAGGUUGGAGUGAGGCCAUUUCUCAUUUUCUAUUCCCCACCCCAGCUCCUAAAUGGCUCUGAUAAAACGAUCAGGAGGGUUUUGCACCUUUGCUCUGGCUUCAGCAAAAGAGCUGAGCCCUGGCAGAGCAGAGGAAAGCUCCAUCCUCCAGCACACAGGAGAAAGGACCAGAAGGCCACUUGGCUGAGCUCAGCUCAUCUCCCAAGAUGUCAGGCUGGUGGUCCUGAGCCCUCUGCAAGGCAGGGAAGGUGCAGAUGGAGGGAGAGCAAUGCCCCAGCACAGCCCUUCAGCUCCCCAGCUGGUCACAGACCAGUGCAGAAAGAAGGGAUUUCCUCUGGGCUCUGCCAUCAAGCCAGCAUGAUGGGGAUCUGCUCCCUGGAGCAGGGAAAAAGUGGAAUCCAAGCAGCAGAAAGCCUGGAAAAACAGGCUCACAGGUUGAGCCAGUGCCCUCAGGAGCACUGAGGAAGGAGAGGGUUGGGGUGGUUUGCUGGGGCCCAGGACAGAAGUUGGUAGCUGUGUCUUCUGGAAGGAACUGGCUCUUCUCCCUUCUCUUCUGCACCAAAAGGCAGAGUUUUGGGGUGUUCUAUCUAUUUUUGUAUGUAAAUAUUCCUGCUAUUCAUGAGCAAUGUAUUCAGCACACUUCACUUACCUGUGCACUGCACUACAGGGGAAAGUCAUUUUGGAGGGGGAGGGAAUUAAAGAAAAAGAACAAAAAAAACAAAAAAAAAAGGAAAAGAAAAAGCUGAAGAGGUCAGUCUGGCAGGGGAUCAAAAGUCAAGACCAAGCAGGAAAACAAACACUUCCCACCUGGAUAACCCCAGGCACACCACAGCUUUCUCCUUACUCCGGCAGCAUCAAGUUCAGCUCCUUAGGAUUGCAGCAAAGCUCCAAGAACCUUGGAAUCUCAGCGUUUGCAAUUCCUUGGCUGAGCUGCUUCCCAGCUGCCCCCAGAGCCCAGGGCUGGGUCGGGGACUUGGAGAUUUCUGCCCUGGGCCAGAAAAUAAACGCGGGGGAAAAAAAAACCCGGGCAGCAGCAAAGCUUUGGCCACCAGGGGCUGGAGCUGCCCUAAGGAUGCUCCUGGCAAAGCAGUUCCAGGCAGUGGGGUUUUGGAAGGUGCCUAAAGAUCCCCUCUUCCCAGGCAAGAGAUGCCAAAGUGCUUUAAUCAGGUCCAAAGACUUUGUGAGAGAACCCUACAAAGGCUCGAGAUGAAGCAACCUUAAAAUCUUUCCGAGCAGAGACCAGUGAAGAUGUAAACUGCUCAGCAAGUGCUUCUAGUGAUUUAUAUUUGAACAGGAAUUGUACAUUUAUUUAUUUUUCCAGACACCAUAUUUUUAAACCACUAAUAUUUUAUAGUAGAUUCUCCUUCCCCCUAUUUAAAGAACUAUUUUCCACGGAGAAGAACAGUACGUUUGGUUUGGGUUGUUUUUUUUUUUAUGUUGAGAACAUCCUUUUCAAAAAAAAAAAAGAAAAAAAAAAAAAAAAAAAGAAAAAGGAAAAAAAAAAUAAAUAAAAAGAAGAGGUAGGAAAUGCAGCAGUGAGCAUCUUUGGCCUUAAUCCUUCCCUUUAUAGACAGUAGCCAUAAUUGUUCAAC